GUAGAAGAAUAUAAACGAAAGUGUCAUACGCUCCAUAACAAUUUAGCGUACUGCCACAAGUUUUAUCUGCGUUAAGAGUAUGAAGCAUAUAUUUUUUCUGGCAUGUAUGUGUGGUUUCCACAAGUUUGUUGAAAAUGAUGGCAAUAUAUUUAUCAACCUUAAAUCGUACAAAAACCCAACACAUCGUUUAUCAAGCGGCCGCUGUUGUGAACAAGGUUUGGAAAAAGCAUGUAAAGGUUUAUCCCGUUGCGAUAAUUGCACGAUGGAAUGCGAUAACCUCUUUUUCAUCAACAUGACACACACAAGUAUGGAUGGAAACAUCACAGCAUAUAAAACUGUCAGAACUAACGUGAUAGCAUACACAGACAACAUUCGCAAAUUCCCAAAAAACCUCACGAAUAAAAUACCCAAUCCAGUCUCCUAUCGAUUUAAAAAGUACAGGGUAAGAAGUUUGUUAUUCUUCAAGUUAUUUCAGUGUGUCGGAUAGCCUUUGUUCUGCAAAUUACCCCUAACCCUAUUAAUUAACCCUAUUCGGUCCGGGGUUUUUUGAACAUAUUAUGACCGACGGGGAAGGGGGGUGGACGGAAUCCCCUUAAUAGCUUUUCAUAGGCUUGUCCAAAUUGCAUCAAACUAAGCACACUUAUAUAGAGCUACUUUUAAAAUUCUGAUUGAAGUUUCUAAAAGCUGAAUAAAAUUUAUUUAACAUAUUUUCAUUUUUAUUUAACACAAAUCCGUUUUCUUCCCGAUUUUCGGUUAAAAUCCGAAAAAUCGGGAAAUCGAGUUAUCACGUGUCCAAAAUAUGCAAAAAGAUUCUUCUUGAUGAAAGAAAGUUGUGUUGUAAGUUUCAAGUUGAAAGGAUAAUCCUAUCAAAAGUGAUUAUAUUUUUCCCAUUAUAAGGGUUUCAUAGAGAUUUUUAGAUGUAGUUUCGAGUAAUAGCCAAUAUCAAAGCCUCUGAACGGUAUGGGACCUAAAAAUGUGGCAAGCAGGUGUCUAAUAGAUAAAUAUUGAAUUUCAGAGAGUAUUGUAGCCAUGCAACGUAGCAUUAAGGAGUUAUUAAAAAAACCGUUAGGGAG
Hydractinia symbiolongicarpus is the source of this 1073-nucleotide messenger RNA. RefSeq lists its product as uncharacterized. Bases 80 to 487 code for a protein of 135 amino acids. Lineage: Eukaryota; Metazoa; Cnidaria; Hydrozoa; Anthoathecata; Hydractiniidae. The transcript is spliced from 2 exons. The record is from RefSeq and is a predicted model, not a curated record. Gene Ontology annotation, biological process: multicellular organism development; Notch signaling pathway. Gene Ontology annotation, cellular component: membrane.